Molecule: messenger RNA, 620 nt
Organism: Triticum aestivum (bread wheat)
Lineage: Eukaryota; Viridiplantae; Streptophyta; Magnoliopsida; Poales; Poaceae
Exons: 3
Coding region: 97-525 (142 amino acids)
Source: RefSeq, a predicted model, not a curated record
AGAUGGCUGCUUCCAGUGCUUCUGAGGUUGCAAGUUCCAGACUGAAGAGAAACUCGGAUGACAUGGCAUGGGAGUUUGCUAUGCUGAUUGAUCCAGAUGAUCUGCAAAGAGUGUGAAAGAAAUUGGAGCGUUUUUGAACAAGUUGAUGCAAAGAGGAGAAAUAAAUUAGAUGUGCGUCGUAGGGACGAUCUAGUUUAUAUUCAAUUCAAUGGAAGAUUUCUAGACAAGAGAAAGAAAUACUCCUCAUCUUGUGAUGUUCUCCUUGGUGAAGAUGCUUCCACAACCCAAGAUUGGAUAUGUGAAGAUGCUUACGAUGAUGAAGAGAUGGGAACUACCGGAGUUGACAAUACAACAGAGCCUCGUAGAAGUCUAAGGGUGAGAGAGCUCCAUGAAGUGGAAGACUUUGUUUCCGACAAUGAAGAUGACACUGUGCCUAUCAAUGAAGAUGAGAUUGAGUUUGAUUCUGAUGAUGACAUGGUUGGGGGCAUAGAAGAAAAUGAUGAGGAAGACCUGAUGCAGCCUUGAACCCUAGGCCUUUUAACAAUCUCAUUCCUAGUACUGUGUGUUGCUUGCUAGAAGCCUACGGCCUUAUUUUGGUUGUGACUUGUGACUUAUGAGAG